Molecule: messenger RNA, 1344 nt
Organism: Kazachstania africana CBS 2517
Lineage: Eukaryota; Fungi; Ascomycota; Saccharomycetes; Saccharomycetales; Saccharomycetaceae
Gene: RPN7
Product: proteasome regulatory particle lid subunit RPN7
Exons: 1
Coding region: 1-1344 (447 amino acids)
Biological process (GO): proteasome-mediated ubiquitin-dependent protein catabolic process
Cellular component (GO): proteasome regulatory particle
Molecular function (GO): protein binding
Source: RefSeq, a predicted model, not a curated record
AUGUCCAGUGAAAAAGAACUGAAGAAAAAGAACGUAGAGGAAGAUUCUGAGGAUGUGAACAUGGAGCCACAAUUCGCUAUGGUACCAAACUAUGAGGUAUCAGACAGGGCGUUUCUUUUAAAGACGUAUAUAACAAGUCCAAGCAAGGUACAGAACAUAAUGACUGAUGAGAAAUUAAACGAAUCUAAAGAUUUCAUCAUGGAACAGAUCGAGAAGGAUUCAAUGGCACCUUACUAUAAAUAUUUGGCUACAAACUAUUUUGUCGAGAAAAAUGAUAAUAAUAAUAACAAACUAAUGGAGUCAUCAAAUAGUGCUGGCUUGUUUCCAUUUGAUUCUGCAUUCCACGAAAAGUUACUUAAAGUUAAUGCAGAGAAAAUUAAUGAAUUAAAACAAAAUUUAGAAACUUUAAAGUCAAAUGAUGAAGGCCCAUUAGAAAUUUCAACUGCUUGGAUCAAAUUAGGUGAAUAUUAUGCACAAAUUGGUGAUUUUGAAAACGCGGAAAAAGUACUAUUGAAUGAAGCUCUAAAUACAGCCAUAUCGCUCGGAUCAAAGAUCGAUAUUUAUUUCCUAGUAUUGAGACUUGCUUUCUUCUACAACGAUUUCCAUUUUAUUAAGGAAAAAUUGGAAUUAGUUUCCAACUUAAUUGAAAAAGGUGGUGAUUGGGAAAGAAGAAAUAGAUACAAGACUUAUCUUGGUAUCUAUUCUCUUGCCGUUAGAGACUUCAAGAAGGCUGCUGAUUUAUUGGUUGAUUCAUUAGCCACUUUCACUUCCACAGAAUUAACAUCAUAUGAAAAUAUAGCGAUGUAUGCAUCAGUUGCAGGAUUAUUCUCUCUGGAAAGAACAGAUUUAAAGGCUAAGAUCAUUGAUUCACCAGAACUUUUAUCAAUAAUGAAUUCAACAGAAUCGUUACAGUCAAUUUCAUCAUUAACAAUUGCAUUAUACACAUCAGAUUAUUCAAGUUUCUUCCCAUUCUUAUUGGAAACAUAUGAUAAGGCAUUAAUUCCAUGCAAAUAUUUGAAUAGACACGCAGACUUCUUUGUAAGAGAAAUGAGAAGAAAAGUUUACGCACAACUGUUAGAUUCGUAUAAGACUUUAGCUUUAAAAUCUAUGGCAAGUUCAUUUGGUGUGUCUGUUGAAUUUUUGGAUAACGAUUUAAGUAAAUUUAUUCCAAACAAAAAAUUAAAUUGUAUCAUUGACAGAGUAAAUGGAAUUGUGGAGACUAAUAGACCAGAUAAUAAGAACGCUCAAUAUCAAUUACUUGUCAAGCAAGGUGACGGUUUAUUAACGAAGUUACAAAAAUAUAGUGCUGCAGUCAAGCUAACAGGUUCUGACCGUGUUGAUUGA